Messenger RNA from Colius striatus (speckled mousebird), 3071 nucleotides. It is a transcript of the gene MAD1L1, whose product is annotated as mitotic arrest deficient 1 like 1. Gene Ontology annotation, biological process: mitotic spindle assembly checkpoint signaling; attachment of mitotic spindle microtubules to kinetochore. The record is from RefSeq and is a predicted model, not a curated record. The transcript is spliced from 18 exons. Bases 49 to 2202 code for a protein of 717 amino acids. Lineage: Eukaryota; Metazoa; Chordata; Aves; Coliiformes; Coliidae. Gene Ontology annotation, cellular component: nuclear envelope; kinetochore; mitotic spindle.
GAGGAGGGAGAUCCAAGCGGGGCGCGCGCCGCCGCCCGUGGCGGAGCCAUGGAGGACUUGGAGGAUAAUACCACUGUCUUCUCCACCCUAAGAUCCCUCAACAACUUCAUUUCACAGCGUAUGGAAGGAGUGUCUGGGCUGGCUACGCCAGCAUCAUCUCAAAGCUCCUUACAGAUUCAGUACCAGCAGAGGAUGCAGUUGGAAGAACAAGCUGGGCAGAUCCACUCGAAAUCUCAGCUCCUGCAAGUGGAACGAGAGAAGAUGCAGAUGGAGCUCAGCCACAAACGAGCUCGCAUUGAGCUAGAGAAGGCAGCUAAUAAUAAUGCCAGAAACUAUGAGAGAGAGGCUGACCGUAACCAGGAGCUGCUCACACGCAUAAAGCAAUAUCAGGAAAGGGAAACAGAAGCUGAAAAUAAACUGAAAGAACAAGUGGAGAUGAACAAAUCCUAUAAGAAGAGCAUGGAGGCAAUGAGUAAGAAGCUGCAAGAGAAGGAGAGCAAAUUAGCUGAAGCUAAUGAAACAAUCACUGUAUUAAAAGGCAAAAUAUCAGAGCUGCAGUGGAAUAUAAUGAAUCAAGAGAUGCAGAUGACAAGCCAAGACUCUCAGAAGCAGGAACUGAUGGAACAGCUGGAUGUUCAACAGAAGAAAUGGCAAGAGGCUAGUCAGCAAAUCCAGACAUUGCAAGCAAGCCAAUCUCUACUGGCAGAAUAUGAACAGAAGAUUAAGGAUCUGGAACAGAAGCUGUCCCAUCAGGAACACGAUGCUGUAAUUGUCAAGAACAUGAAAGCAGAACUGGCCCGUUUCCCAAAAAUGGAACGGGAGUUGCGCCAGCUCAGGGAGGAAAAUGCCUACUUCAGAGAAAUGAAAGAAAACAAUGGAUUGCUUAAAGAGGAGGUAGAAGGUCUCCAAAGAAAACUGGAACGCUAUGAGAAAGUCCAAGCACAGCUAGUGACCGUUGAAUUGGAAAAUGAGAAACUUCUGGGAAAAUUAAAAAGCUGGGAGAAAGUGGACCAGAGCACUGGCUUGAAUAUCAGGACGCCUGAUGAUCUCUCAAGGCAAAUUGUGGCCCUGCAGCAAAGGGAGCUUGCACUGAAAGAGCAGAAUUCUACUAUCACAAACAGUGCCCGAAUACUGGAGAAGGCCCGGCAGCAGCUACAGGAGGAAAUACUGCGAAUUCAGAGCCAGCUCUUGGAUGAGAAGAAGAAGCGUGAGCAGCACGAAGCGCUGGUCAGACGGCUGCAGAAACGUGUACUGCUACUCACCAAGGAGCGUGAUGGGAUGAGAGCAAUUCUGGAGUCGUACGACAGCGAGCUGACCCCUUCGGAGCACUCGCCGCAGCUGAACCGGCGCAUGCGUGAGGCUGAGGAGAUGGUGCAGAAGCUGCAUGCUCAUAACACCGAGCUGGAGGCUCAGCUGUCUCAAGUUCUGGAAGAGGUGGGAAAUCAUAAACAAAGAGCAGAAAUGCUGGAGGUGGAGAUGAACAUCCUGAAGUCUCAGGAGUGCACAGCUGAGCAAAGUACCAUCAUCACCAAGGAGGAGGUUGACACGCUCAGGCUGAAAAUUGAGGAGCUGGAAGCUGAACGAGGCAAGCUGGAAGAGGAGAACAGAUGUCUAGAAAUGAAACUGGAGAAGCUGACUCUUCAGGGUGACUAUGAUCCCAGCAGAACCAAAGUUCUUCAUUUCAGCAUGAACCCAGCAAGCUUGGCCAAGCAGCAGCGCAAGGAGGAGCAGCAGCAGCUCCAGGAGGAGUGCGAAAGGCUGAGGGAGCUGGUGAGGGUACUCGAAGGAGGUGGCUCCAUCCCUGCCAACCUGGAAGGACUUGGGAGUUUUCAGUCACCACAGGAAAUUGCAGAGCUGAAGAGGCAAGUAGAAAGUGCAGAACUAAAGAACCAGCGUCUGAAAGAAGUUUUCCAGACUAAGAUCCAGGAGUUUCGCAAGGUGUGCUACACACUGACGGGCUACCAGAUUGACAUCACUACUGAGAACCAGUAUCGCCUCUCCUCCAUUUACGCCGAGCACCAAGGAGACUGCCUGCUUUUUAAGGCCUCCAGCUCCUCUGGUGGAAAAAUGCAGCUUCUGGAAACCGAGUUCUCACGCACCAUCCGGGAGCUCAUCGAGCUGCACCUGCUUCGCCAGGACAGCAUCCCAGCCUUCCUCAGUGCCCUCACCCUCGACCUCUUCAGCCGCCAGACCAUUGUUUAGCGUCCUGCCAAAGCCAUCAGCCAGGCAUCGAGCGCCCCUGGGCAGGACAUUUGAGGUAGCGAGGACAAAUUUUACCCUCCCACCCUUAGUUUGCGGUAUUGGGUUGCUUCUGUUUUGCAGAGAAUUCCUUCUUCUCCCUUCUUUCAUGCUGAUUCCCAAAUCCCACCAAUUCCUCAGGAAAACAUCAUUUCCCUCCUGUGGGAGGGGGAGUGUGACUCCAUCCCAAGGCUCUCCUAUGCCAAGACCCAGUCCCUGCCUUUGAAUGAGUGAAUGUGUUCAUCACUGCCCAGGCUGUCUCAGCAUCUCUCUGAGAAUAUGGUAGGAACUGCUGAUUUAAGGAGCCACAGCAUCACUGUUCAUAGCUUUUCCCAAAAGGAGCCCCCAAAUCUGGGCCCCAGCAGUGAGGAGGGUGGUGCUUCCUGGUCCCAUGCUUGUCCUCCCCCAGUGGGAGCCAAGAGCAUGGUCUCUGAAUAGAAAGGGACCAGGGGAAGCACCAGUCAUGAAUAGCAGGUUCUUUGUGGAUAUCUCCUGCUCUUGUAAACAGCUCAUCACUCAACAAGGUGGGAAUUAUUUCCAAAAUAUUGAGUUCCCUGAGUCUGCCAUCCCUCAGCAGAUGAGCACAAGCAUACAUGGCCAUCUGAAGUCUCUGUUCCUGCAUUGACACCUCUGUGUUGUGUGGUUUGCUCAGAUGUUAUUGGUGAGCUCUCUGAGAUUCUUGGGCACUUGGUUAUCUCAGGACGGCAGAAGGUAGGAGGGAGCAAUUUGGGAUGUGCUCACUGCUGAUGGCUUUAGCUGGCUGCCUGCUCACCUUGUUGGGAUCUCCCUCCUCUCCUCUGAGGAGGAUGAUGCAGCACCCCCUGAAGUCUAAU